CCAUCAGGCUUGGGCUUUAGCCAACAGCCUUCCCCUGCCCUUCGCCUCUCCUGUUCCUCUCCGGCAGGUACUCCCGACCUCACCUGGUGCCGCCGCCGCCGCCGCCCGCAGAAGCCGAAGAUGGCGUCGUCGGCGUCCACCCUCGAGAUCGAGGCCCGCGACGUGGUGAAGAUAGUGCUGCAGUUCUGCAAGGAGAACUCGCUGCAGCAGACGUUCCAGACGCUGCAGAACGAGUGCCAGGUCUCCCUCAACACGGUCGACAGCAUCGACACCUUCAUCGCCGACAUCAAUGCCGGGCGCUGGGAUGCGGUGCUGCCCCAGGUCGCACAGCUCAAGCUGCCACGCAAGAAGCUUGAGGACCUCUAUGAGCAGAUCGUGUUGGAGAUGGCCGAGCUCCGAGAGCUUGACACGGCCCGUGCCAUCCUCCGCCAGACGCAGGUCAUGGGCGUCAUGAAGCAGGAGCAGCCUGAGCGCUACCUCCGACUUGAGCACCUCCUUGUCCGCACAUAUUUCGACCCCAAUGAGGCCUACCAAGAAUCCACCAAGGAGAAGCGGCGAGCGCAGAUUGCUCAAGCUGUUGCUUCUGAAGUCUCAGUAGUCCCGCCAUCUCGGCUUAUGGCAUUGAUUGGCCAGGCUUUGAAAUGGCAGCAGCACCAAGGACUAUUGCCGCCUGGCACGCAGUUCGAUUUGUUCAGAGGAACUGCUGCUAUGAAGCAAGAUGAAGAAGAGACAUACCCUACUACAUUAUCUCAUCAAAUAAAGUUUGGGAAGAAAACUCAUCCCGAAUGUGCUCGAUUUUCACCUGAUGGUCAGUACCUUGUUUCAUGCUCAGUGGAUGGAAUCAUUGAAGUCUGGGAUUAUAUUAGCGGGAAGCUUAAAAAGGAUCUUCAAUAUCAAGCCGAUGAAAGUUUUAUGAUGCACGAUGAUGCUGUGCUAUGUGUUGACUUUAGUAGAGAUUCUGAAAUGCUGGCAUCUGGAUCACAGGACGGGAAGAUUAAGGUUUGGCGUAUACGAACUGGCCAGUGCUUGCGACGUCUUGAGCGCGCGCAUUCGAAAGGUGUUACAAGUGUUACAUUCUCACGUGACGGAACCCAGAUAUUGAGUACAUCCUUUGACACUACUGCGAGAGUACAUGGCCUCAAGUCUGGAAAGAUGCUGAAAGAAUUCCGAGGUCAUAAUUCCUAUGUGAAUUAUGCCAUCUUUACAACUGACGGUAGCCGUGUUAUUACAGCUUCCAGUGAUUGUACUGUUAAGGUCUGGGAUACAAAAACAACUGAUUGCUUGCAUACUUUCAAGCCACCACCUCCUUUGAGGGGAGGAGAUGCAUCUGUUAAUUCUGUCCAUCUAUUUCCCAAAAAUACUGAUCACAUUGUUGUCUGUAGUAAGACUUCAGCAAUAUACAUCAUGACUUUUCAAGGACAGGUUGUAAAGACUUUCUCAUCAGGUAAACGGGAAGGGGGAGAUUUUGUUGCAGCUUCAGUUUCCCCAAAAGGAGACUGGUUGUAUUGUGUUGGUGAAGAUAUGAACAUGUAUUGCUUUAGCUACCAGUCUGGUAAACUGGAUCAUCUAAUGAAGGUCCAUGACAAGGAUGUCAUAGGAAUUACGCACCAUCCUCACAGGAAUUUGGUUGCCACCUAUGCCGAAGAUUGUAUGAUGAAGAUAUGGAAGCCCUGAUUUUUGUUUACUUGUCUGUAUUAAUCCUGUAUUUUUAGGGAACAUGGUUAUCCGGCUCUGUCUGAAGUGCUAAUUAAAUAGGAUGUAUUCAGUUUUGUAAUUUAGAGAACUGGGAGGUGCUUAAUAGUUCAUUAUCGACUCCUUGGUGCAUAUAGAACCCAAUGUGUUCCAUUGUAUCCUGUACUAGUUCUAGUAUCGUUAUAAUUUGUUUACAGACAAAGCUGAUAUGAUGAUUCCUUUCAACACGCUCCAACUUAAUUU
Molecule: messenger RNA, 1935 nt
Organism: Setaria italica (foxtail millet)
Lineage: Eukaryota; Viridiplantae; Streptophyta; Magnoliopsida; Poales; Poaceae
Product: suppressor of mec-8 and unc-52 protein homolog 1
Exons: 15
Coding region: 121-1674 (517 amino acids)
Biological process (GO): mRNA splicing, via spliceosome
Cellular component (GO): precatalytic spliceosome
Molecular function (GO): protein binding
Source: RefSeq, a predicted model, not a curated record